AAGGAAAGUAAGACAAAUAAAUUGAAACGGAGGAAGUAUAUUAGAAGUGUCAGACCACUUUAUCUAAAAGCUUAACAUGUUAGAGAUGGUAAACUUUCAUUGACUUAAUUAUAUAUAUAGUAUAUGUCUUCAACACCCCCUUAUUCUUCUUUUAUGGGCUAAGCAUGUGAUUUUUUUUUUAUUUUUUUUUAAUAUGGGUGGUGGCAGAAUUCUAAGAAGCGAUUUGAGAAGAUGUAAAAAUGCUAUAUCUAGAAGCUAAGAGGAUUCAACAGUUUAUAUAUGUGUUAAAAAAAAUAUUUUUACCUAUUUCAGUGGCAGAACUAAGUAGAAUGAAUGGGUUUGAAUCCUCAUUGUCAAAAAAUUAUACUGCACAAAUAGAAUAAAAAUGAUUUUUGGUUAUAUGCUGACUGUUGAAUCCCCUUGACUGAAAAGUUCUACUAUAGUGAUAAAGGGGGUUUAAAAGUUGUUGUAGCUCAUAGCUUCAUAUCCCAUUUGUGACAUUCCAGAAUUUUUAUAAAUUCCUGGCUACACCACUGCCUACUUGCAUAGUUAAAUUUUCGGAUGGAAGGAAUUCGGUUUAACCCCCUUACUUACUACUUUUUGCUCCGCCGCUGGUGGUUGGACUUCAACAUAGUAUCACUAUGUGAUACCAUCUUGAAGUAUGUGAUCACCUUAUUUAAAGUUAAAUAUUAGAGAGGUCACACUUUUAUUUGCACAAUAUAAUUAUGUCUUUUAACACAAUAGAUUCCCUUGAUGGAUCACACUCUAGUCUGUUAGCAAUUUGGAGAUGUUUUUAAGUAAUGGAGAUUCUAAGUUUUGGUUUAGAAGUAUAAUUAUGUUUUUCUUUUCAGAUAAAGUAUUCUCCUUGAAACUUCAGGUUUUGAUAUUUGGCGACUUACCGGUAGCUUGUUUAUCUCUGUAAAGCAUCAUUUGAUAUUAAACUAGCGACUGGAAUAGGUGCAAAAUAUUGCAAAGUGAAAAGUCUUGGAAUUCCUUUUACCUUCUCUUCUUAUUUUUUCUUGGACAUAUUUGAUUUUUCACUGUGUUUCGUGCUUUUUAGCUCCUAAGCUCUAAUCUCUAUUCAUUGUUCCAUUUGCCCUCUCUUUCUCUAUGAUCCAAUUUCAGAAAAUGGAAAACAAAGAGGAACAUGAGGAAACUGCUCCUCCUAGAAAUGAGUGGGAAGUGGUGUCGCUCACACAGUCAGCAUAUGCUGCUGCCCCUGGUCCAAGACAGGUUGAUCUCGCUGAUGAUAGUAAUGCAAAGUAUGUAGCUGAAACUUCUGAUCCAAUGUUUAUGUCGGGGCACUUUGGAUUUCCACAAAAUCAGCAUGUGAAUUCAGCAGUGCAACCAGAUAAUGAUGAGGUUCUGAAUGAGCAGGGUGGAGAAGAUGCUACUCCUGGAUUUGUUGCUGACAAAGGCGUUAAUUCAGAUACAUAUGAAGAGAGUACAAAAACAAAAAGAUUGAGCACAACGGAAUUUCAUGCUGAGAAUUCGGCAUUGCAACCAGAUAAUGACGAGGUUCUUAAUAAGAGGGGUGGAGAAGAUACUACUUCUGAAUUUGUUGCUGACAAAGGGGUUAAUUCAGAUACAUGUGAUAUGAGUACAAAAACUAAAGGACUGAGCACAAUGGAAUUUCCUGGAGAUCAAAUCUUUGAUGAAAAGAUUAACAUUUUAUCAUUAAGUGGUGCAGAAUUUGAAGAAGAUGCAGCCUUGCAGGGGGCAAGUUUGGUGGACAAAGAGCAGAAUUUCUUUGGUUCUGCUACAUAUAGUUCUUUCCAUAGUGAAGAACCCAUGGGUGUGUCAGCAUCAACAGAAGAAAACAAUAUGCUAGCAGAACCAGUUGAAGAAGAUUCAGGCAUAUCUAAUUUGCCAAAGGCUAAAGAUGAAGAUAACGAUGAUGCAGUAAAUCUUCCUUGUCAAGCCUGGUGGAAAAGGCGAGCUGUUUCACUUAUUGCCCAUGCUAAAGAUGCAAAUGCAUUCUGGUCCAUUUUCAUUGCUGCAGCUGUUAUGGGCAUUGUGAUUAUUGGCCAGAGAUGGCAGCUGAAAAGGUGGCAGGUAUUGGAAAUGAAGUGGAAGUUUGGAGGACAUGAUGAGAGAAUGAGCAGGGCAUUUAUUAGUCCCAUAUCCCGAUUGAAAGAAGUGAUGAUUGGGAGUGGUCGCCCUGGUUCCUUUAUCCGAGGGAGUGCAUCAGCACAACGUUAAGAUGAUGAUGACGAAAAUGAGCUUGUCUGUGUGCAAGUCAUAGCUUAGGUUUGCUUUCAGUGUACCUAAUAUUAUUUACUUUUCAUGGGGUUUAACGAGUGGAUGUGUUGUUUUAAUAGGGUUGUAAUGGUGGAAUCUGUGAGCAACAUUGAUGGGUAAAAACUAGUAAAUGUGUUGAUUCCCA
This is a messenger RNA of Lycium ferocissimum, 2386 nucleotides long. RefSeq names its product ATG8-interacting protein 1-like. The transcript is spliced from 2 exons. Bases 1111 to 2202 code for a protein of 363 amino acids. Gene Ontology annotation, cellular component: intracellular membrane-bounded organelle. Lineage: Eukaryota; Viridiplantae; Streptophyta; Magnoliopsida; Solanales; Solanaceae. The record is from RefSeq and is a predicted model, not a curated record.